Messenger RNA from Linum tenue, 432 nucleotides. The record is from the annotation of a GenBank genome assembly. Lineage: Eukaryota; Viridiplantae; Streptophyta; Magnoliopsida; Malpighiales; Linaceae.
AUGAUUCGGCCAGAAGAGAUAAGGUAUGCUAUGAAUCCUGAAGAGAGACGUGAAUGGAGGAAGAACAUUAGAGAAGUUCUAGCCAAACAUUCUGAUAAAGAGCAAGAGGUUGAUGCUGAAGAGAAGAAGGCGAAGAUGGAAAAACUCUUGGCCGAUUAUCCACUUGUUGUGGAUGAAGAGGAUCCUGAUUGGCCUGAAGAUGCUGAUGGAUGGGGGUUUAGUUUGGGUCAAUUCUUCAACAAGAUCACUAUCAAGAAUGUCAAGAAGGAUGGUGAUGAUGAUGAGAAGUAUGAUAGUGAUAAUGAGAUUGUGUGGCAAGAUGAUGAUUAUAUUCGUCCAAUCAAGGACAUUACCACUGCAGAAUGGGAGGGAACACUAUUCAAAGAUAUCAGCCACUUGAUUGUGCUAGUUCAUAAUCGGUAUAAAAGUUGA